AUGAAAAGUACAAUUAUAAUGAUGUGUGGUUGUUGUGGAUCAGGUAAAAGUACAUUCUCAAAGAAAAAAGAAAAAGAAGAAGGUUAUAUACGUCUUUCAAUAGAUGAAAUGGUAUGGGAGAAAUAUGGAAGACAUGGUAUUGAUUACCCAGUUGAGAAAUAUAGAGAAAUAUUAGAUAACACUGAUAAAGAAUUAAGACAAAAGUUAUCAGAAUUAAUCAUUCAAGGUAAAAAUAUUGUUAUUGAUAGUAGUUUUUGGAGGAAAUCAACAAGAGAAUCAUAUAGAGAUUUCAUAGAACAAGUUGGUAUUAAUGAGGGUAUUGUAAAGGAAAUCCAAUUAAUUUAUUUAAAAUCUGAUUACGAGACUUUAAAGAAUAGAUUAAAAAUAAGAAAUCAAUCUAUAAAUGCAAAUUCACCAUUCGAAAUUACAAAUGAAAUUUUAGAUCAUCACUUCAAUGGUUUCCAAGAACCACUCAAUGAAAAUGAAAUUAUAAUUUUACAAAAAUAA
This is a messenger RNA of Dictyostelium discoideum AX4, 507 nucleotides long. RefSeq lists its product as hypothetical. Lineage: Eukaryota; Evosea; Eumycetozoa; Dictyosteliales; Dictyosteliaceae. The record is from RefSeq and is a predicted model, not a curated record. The transcript has a single exon. The coding region runs from base 1 to 507 and encodes 168 amino acids.